AUGACAACGCUUGCCCCGACACCUGUUCCCGCAUCUGGACCUGCCUCGGAUCUAGGAUUGGACUCGCAAGCCCCUACGCUAGCUCCACCGACUGCCAACUCGUCUCCGCGCCACGAACAUGCCACUCUCCCGCCUUCUGAGCCCGCUGCUCCAGCACCAGAUCCUACGGAUAUUUCCGUCACAUUUCUCCUCAUUUCCGGAGACAGACAACAAAUGCAUUUCGCUCCAACCAUGACGUUUGGACGGGUCAAGGAGGCGUUUUGGGGUGCUUGGACACCUGAAAAUCCUGACACGAAGCCCCCUUCUCCCUCGUUCUUGCGGGUAUUGCAUAUGGGCAAGGUGUUGUCCGAUGACCAGACUUUGGCCAACGCCAAAUUCCCCGACGUCUCGACAUCUCCCACAGGCACCAUCGUGCACAUUUCCGUGCGUCCAUUUGGCCCACCAGCAGAUGAAGACAUCGUCAAGGCCAAGCGGCGCCUCACUUUUCUCAGUAGCGGCGGCGGCGAUGCUGCUACUACCACCGCCGCGCCAGACGAGACGCACGGACGAAGCGCAGGGUGCGGAUGUGUGAUUUGCUAG
Rhizoctonia solani is the source of this 579-nucleotide messenger RNA. Its product is annotated as ubiquitin-like Rad60 SUMO-like protein. The transcript has 3 exons. NCBI's taxonomy places the organism in Eukaryota, Fungi, Basidiomycota, Agaricomycetes, Cantharellales, Ceratobasidiaceae. Bases 1 to 579 code for a protein of 192 amino acids. Gene Ontology annotation, molecular function: protein binding. The record is from RefSeq and is a predicted model, not a curated record.